Messenger RNA from Hipposideros armiger (great roundleaf bat), 3380 nucleotides. It is a transcript of the gene PLA2G6, whose product is annotated as phospholipase A2 group VI. Gene Ontology annotation, molecular function: protein binding; long-chain fatty acyl-CoA hydrolase activity. The record is from RefSeq and is a predicted model, not a curated record. The coding region runs from base 379 to 2727 and encodes 782 amino acids. Gene Ontology annotation, cellular component: mitochondrion. Gene Ontology annotation, biological process: positive regulation of ceramide biosynthetic process; cardiolipin acyl-chain remodeling. NCBI's taxonomy places the organism in Eukaryota, Metazoa, Chordata, Mammalia, Chiroptera, Hipposideridae. The transcript has 16 exons.
GGCGGCCGGGGAAGCACGGCCUUCUGUGAUUGGCGGAAAGCGGUGGGCCGUCACGUGGCCAGGGGCGCAUUUGUUUGCGGAAGUAGAAAGAGGCAGAAGUGCUGAGUAAGCCCAGCUCUUCCAGGGCCGCCUCACACCCAGAAGCCCCUGGAAGUCUUCCCUGAAGGAACCAAGCAGGCAAACUGGGCCUUCGACAGGAGAUAGGGGAGCAAAACUAAAGAAAACAGGCCCCAAAUAUCCAGCCUCCCUGUAGAAGAGACAAAACUGAUGCCUGGAAAUUGCCUGGAGUAGAGGCAGAACUGUCACCAUUACCAUCACCACAGAAGCUCUUAGACUGAGGGGGAAGGUGGUGGGGCCUCCCCACCAGCCCCGCAGAAGAUGCAGUUCUUCGGCCGCCUGGUCAACACCCUCAGUAGCGUCUCCACCUUGUUCUCUAACCCGUUCCGGGUGAAGGAAGUGGCUCUGGCCGACUACACCACGAGUGCCCGGGUUCAGGAGGAAGGGCAGCUGAUCCUGUUCCAGAACGCUUCUGGCCGCGCCUGGGACUGCGUCCUGGUCAACCCCAAGAACUCACAGAGUGGAUUCCGGCUCUUCCAGCUAGAGACGGAGGCCGACGCCCUGCUGCACUUCCAGCGGUAUUCCUCCCAGUUGCCGCCCUUCUAUGAGAGCUCCAGCCGCAUCCUACAUACCGAGGUCCUGCAGCAGCUGACCGAUCUCAUCCGCAGCCACCCCAGCUGGUCGGUGGCCCACUUGGCAGUAGAGUUGGGGAUCCGAGAGUGCUUCCAUCACAGCCGCAUCAUCAGGUGGGGCAGGAGGGCAGGACUCUGGGGACAGCGUAUGUGUGCUGAAAUGAUCAUUAACAUGGACAGCAGCCAGCUCCACAGCAAAGACCCUCGCUAUGGAGCCAGCCCCCUGCACUGGGCCAAGAAUGCAGAGAUGGCCCGCAUACUGCUGAAACGAGGCUGCGACGUGAACAGCACCAGCUCCGUGGGGAACACAGCCCUGCACGUGGCGGUGAUGCGCAGCCGCUUGGACUGUGUCAUAGUGUUGCUGACCCACGGGGCCAACGCCGAUGCCCGCGGGGAGCACGGCAACACGCCGCUGCACCUGGCCAUGUCGGCUUUUGAACAUGGCAAGGCAGCAGCAUGUGCCCCCAUCAUCCUUGGUGCUGUGGAGAUGGCCCUCGAGGAGACCCUGGAUCUCCUGUCGGCUGACCCACCCAGGGCCCUAGAUCGUUUGGGAGCAGUCAGUCACCCAAGCCAGGCUGGAUGGUGGCCUGGGGCACGGCGUCUGAUGGGUAAUGCCCUAGGCCUAGAGGGGCCACCGAGCCUGGCCGUGCCCCGAGUUAGCCGUCACCCGAGUUCCCUCUCCUUUCUCUCAGCUGCACGCCAGCACAGCACCCUUCCUUACCGCCUUCUCUGCACUCUGUCCACUGCCUCUCCUGGCCAGCCUGCUGCUUAUGUUGCCCACUCUCCAGGCACUUGCCCUGGCGACGGGGAGACCCACCGCCUUGCAGCCUGCCUCCCUGCUUUGCCGCUUGUAGACUCUGUGCACACUGGCGGGGACGGGGCCCGUCAGAAUCCCGAUGACGUGGCGCUGCUGGGCCAGGCGCCUGGGGCCGGGCUGCUUCCUAGGAGGGCAGCUAACCCACUGGAGCUGCAGGACCUCACGCUUAUCUCCCGGGCCCGGAAGCCGGCCUUCAUCCUGAGCUCCAUGCGGGACGAGAAGCGGAUCCACGACCACCUGCUCUGCCUGGAUGGAGGGGGCGUGAAAGGCUUGAUCAUCAUCCAGCUGCUCAUCGCCAUUGAGAAGGCCUCGGGCGUCGCCAUCAAGGACCUCUUCGACUGGGUGGCCGGGACCAGCACGGGGGGCAUCCUGGCCCUUGCUGUUCUGCACGGCAAGUCCAUGGCCUACAUGCGCGGCGUGUACUUUCGCAUGAAGGAUGAGGUGUUCCGGGGCUCGCGGCCCUACGAGUCGGGGCCGCUGGAGGAGUUCCUGAAGCGGGAGUUUGGAGAGCACACCAAGAUGACGGACAUCAAGAAGCCCAAGGUGAUGCUGACAGGGACUCUGUCUGACCGGCAGCCAGCUGAACUCCACCUCUUCCGGAAUUACGAAGCCCCGGAGUGUGUGCGGGAGCCUCGUUUCAGCCAGAAUAUUAACCUAAAGCCUCUAACUCAGCCCUCAGAGCAGCUGGUGUGGCGGGCAGCCCGGAGCAGUGGGGCAGCCCCCACCUACUUCCGGCCUAAUGGGCGCUUCCUGGAUGGUGGGCUGCUGGCCAACAACCCCACGCUGGAUGCCAUGACUGAGAUCCAUGAGUACAACCAGGACAUGACCCGCAAGGGUCAGGGCAACAAGGUGAAGAAACUGUCCAUUGUCGUCUCUCUGGGGACAGGGAAGUCCCCACAGGUGCCCGUGACCUGUGUGGAUGUCUUCCGUCCCAGCAACCCCUGGGAAUUGGCUAAGACUGUUUUUGGGGCCAAGGAACUGGGCAAGAUGGUGGUGGACUGUUGCACGGAUGCGGAUGGGCGGGCUGUGGACCGGGCCCGGGCUUGGUGUGAGAUGGUCGACAUCCAGUACUUCAGAUUGAACCCCCAGCUGGGGACAGACAUCAUGCUGGAUGAGAUCAGUGACAUGGUGCUGGUCAACGCCCUCUGGGAGACCGAGGUCUAUAUCUACGAGCACCGGGAGCAGUUCCACAAGCUCAUCCAGCUGCUACUCUCACCGUAGGGCUGCCAGGCCCCCCAGGACCCUAGCACCCACCUCCUGCUGGGGAGGAGGAUGAGGCCCAAGCGCCAUCCUGCUGGGCAGAGCCGGGCCCAGGCAGCCCUGUCCACAGACCAGGCCUCAGAGAGUGCUGGGCUUCCUGUGUGAGGCUGGUCCCGAAGGCCUCUCGCCCCCCACCCCUGCCUUCUGGCACUUUUUGUCAUUCCAGGCUUGGAAAGCCUAGAGCCUCACUGGGGCCUUCUCCCUGACCUCCAAGGACAAUGAACUCUGGGCCCCUUGUCCUGUCAGCUGAAACACAAGGGCACCCAGGCGUGUCGCCAGCCCCUGCCUCCCAGAGGGCCCUAGGCUCUUCCAGGCCCCCUGGAGAUGCAGCCAUCCCUUCCACCCUCUGCCCUCUUCCCUGGGGGUGGAGCUAGAGAAACUGGCCAUUCCCCACCCUGUCAGCAGGGGAAGACUAUGCUCUGGGUGUGGGGUGCCCCAUUCGACUUUGCCCCGCAACAGCUGCUCAGCCACCUGCACUCCUCAGAGCUGCCACACCCUGCCAGCUCGCCUCAGUUCUCAAAGGUUGCUCGUGACUUGAAUUGUUCUUCCCAACAGGCAAUGGUUUAUGAGUGGGGCGGGCUGCCCCAAGCUGUGAAAUAAACGGUUUGAUUCCA